CUUCGCUCCCCAAGCGACCCUCCGCAUGACAGAUCCUGCCUGAUCCAACGUCGCUGUCUUUCGCCGUGUCGUCCCCUGGUUCCGUGCGGCCAUUGACCGGCAUCCGCCCUCCUCCCUUGCGCGACGACCCCCCCGUUCAUUGGCCCUCGCCCACCAGAGUGUAACGUUCUGCAGUGCUUGUCCGCCGCUUGGUGUCGCGCGACCGCCCGCCAGAGCGCCCAACAAUACUGUUGCUGAUCACUAAUUUGGGUGGCAGAACGUCCCAUCAUGCAAUCAUCGGGGCGGGAGAGUGUCCAUCAAUGGGACUUCAGCCCACGGGGUAGGAAGAAACAGCCAGGGGACCCCAGCAUUUGACUUGUUGAUAUAAAAAUGGCACACAACCCUGGGAGUCGCACCUCGUCGUGUCCCUUUGUCUCGGUCCUCUUUGAGCAGGAAACAUAUUCAAGCCUGGAACAUAUAACUUGACUUGUCCAGUGAUCGAUUCCACACCGUCGGAGGCUCCUCCCUUCACGCAGCUGGACGCAUUCUCCCACACCCAGGUACUAGUCAAAGCCCAACAGGCCACCCCUGAUAUGGCCGAAGAGAAGGUCGCAAGAGACCCCGUGGUCGAGAAGCCGGAAGAAACUCAGAACGAGUUCGAGACAUCUAGCCAAGUGCUUCCCGGCGACAAGACGGGCUCAGCAACGGCAUUGGGUGAUGACGCUCAGACCAAGGCGUUGACGCGGAAGCUUCUUUGGAAGCUUGAUACAAGAAUUCUUCCCGUUCUCGCCUUACUUUUCCUCUGCUCCUUCCUCGACCGCACCAACGUCGGAAAUGCAAAGAUUCUGGGUCUCGAAAAGGAUGCAGGCCUGAGCAACAGUCAAUACGCAAAUGGUCUUGCUAUCUUCUUCGCCUUUUACAUCGCUGCCGAAUUGCCCAGUAAUCUAGUUCUCAAGAAGUUUAGCCCGCGGCUCUGGCUGGCCUUUCUCACCGCUGCGUGGGGUAUCAUUGGGAUGUGUCUGGGUUUUAUUCGCAAUUAUGGUGGAUUCCUGGCUGUCCGAGCGUUUCUGGGUCUCGCCGAAGGAGGAUUAUUGCCAGGCAUGGUGCUUUACCUAUCAGGGAUGUAUACCAGAGGCGAGCUGGCCCUGCGCAUAGGACUGUUCUACACGAGCGCAUCUCUUGCCGGAGCCUUUGGUGGUCUUUUGGCACGUGGUCUUUCAGCCAUCGGUCCUACCGGCAGCGUCGUGGAUGCUGGGUGGCGAUGGAUCAUGAUUAUCGAAGGUCUUUUGACCUUUGCUGCUGGAGUGGCUUCAUACUUCCUCCUGCCCAACAGCGUGUCAACAGCCUGGUUCCUGAAGCCUGAGGAGCGCGAGCUCGGUAAGAGGAGGCUACGGAACGAUACCUCCGCGCACUUGCCCGACGGCCAGCAUUCUGAAGGAGUGGAGAAGUUCCGAUGGUCAGAAGUCCAGCGAGGAGUGCUCAAUGUCCAACUAUGGCUGACUGCGACGGCGUAUUUCUCAAUCCUUUCUGGCCUGUACUCAUUUGGUUUGUUCCUGCCCACCAUCAUCAAAGGCCUGGGAUACACGGCGAACGAAGCUCAGCUGUGGUCCGUCAUCCCUUAUGCUGUUGCGGCUGUCAUCACCGUGGUUGUGGCCUUCGCUUCGGAUCGACUGAAACUUCGAGGUAUUGCGAUGCUUGUCAGCUUGCCGCUGGCUAUUAUCGGAUACGCAGUCAUAGCCAAUGUCAGCGAGCACGACAACCACACAAAGUACGGCAUGACAUUCUUGAUGGCCACAGGAUUAUAUGCAAGUGUUCCACCUGUUCUGGUGUGGAACUCGAACAAUUCUGCCGGACACUACAAGCGUGCCACGACAAGCGGUCUUCAGCUGGCGAUAGCCAACGCGGGCGGAUUCGUCAGUGCUUUCAUUUAUCCCUCCACCGAAGCUCCUCAGUACCACAAAUCGCACACCAUCAUUUUGGGACUGCUGGUCUAUGCAUGGUUUGCGAUAUUGUGCAACGUGCUAUAUUGCGCGAAGAUUAAUCGCGACAAGGCCAAUGGCAAGUACGACAAGUAUAUCGGAUACGGCGACGACCGGGAUCCGGAAUUCAGGAUGGUGUUGUAAUGUUCUAGAGAAUGACUUGAUGUGUCGAUGAGCCCAGAUCAGCGAAGGAUUGUUCGAUGUCAAGGUUGUGUGGCUGAAAGCCGGUCAAUGCACGUUCUUCUUUGCGGGGUGCAAAGUACGGAAGAAGCCCUCUGACCCCCAGACGCGGGGUAGGGAUGAUUGAAUCAACUGUACGGAGUAUAGACCAGACUGCUCUCAACGUUGGCUCUUGAACAACGAUAGAUAGCAAAGUCGUAAUCGACCAAAUUGGCUGUCUUUCUUUGAUCGUUUGCCCCAGUCACGACAUACGACACCGCAUACGUACC
Molecule: messenger RNA, 2407 nt
Organism: Cladophialophora immunda
Lineage: Eukaryota; Fungi; Ascomycota; Eurotiomycetes; Chaetothyriales; Herpotrichiellaceae
Exons: 6
Coding region: 573-2102 (509 amino acids)
Biological process (GO): transmembrane transport
Cellular component (GO): membrane
Molecular function (GO): transmembrane transporter activity
Source: RefSeq, a predicted model, not a curated record